UCGCUCUCUCUCCCCGGCAUCUCACCGCUGCGUCAGUGCAGGGGCACUUGGUCCUGUCUGUUCUCCUGGGUUCUGUGUGUGUCCUGCCCGAAUCAGAGGAGUGCCAAUAUUACCCAGAGGCAAGAGGUGAUCCGGGCAGCAUGUGUUAGGCUGAAGCUACCAUCAGUGUCUGUUCCUGAUAAACAGAGCUCUCUCCCUGACCAAGAUUUGGCACAUGGUUUUGGACUUGACCUGAGAAUGAGGAGCUGGUGGAGAGAAGGUGGGCCAGGCACCGUCAGAUGUGUUGAGGGUCAAGAUGGGGGCAUGGAGAAGACAGCAGGAAUUGAUGCGCGUGCACGUGGUGGGUCAUUAUGCUGCUGCACCUCUGUAGUGUGAAGAAUCUGUACCAGAACAGGUUUUUAGGCCUGGCCGCCAUGGCAUCCCCAUCUAGAAACUCCCAGAAUCGCCGCCGGUGCAAGGAGCCACUCCGUCACAGCUACAACCCUGGCCAGUUCCACAGCAUGGCCAUCAGGACCGGCCCCCACGGCACCGUCACCAUACCCCGCUCCACCAGCGACACCGACCUGGUCACCUCAGACAGCCGCUCCACACUUAUGGUUAGCAGCUCCUACUACUCCAUAGGACACUCUCAGGACCUGGUGAUCCACUGGGACAUCAAGGAGGAAGUGGAUGCUGGAGACUGGAUUGGCAUGUAUCUCAUUGAUGAGGUCUUGUCAGAAAACUUUUUGGACUAUAAGAACCGUGGAGUGAAUGGUUCUCAUCGGGGCCAGAUCAUCUGGAAGAUCGAUGCCAGCUCUUACUUUGUGGAACCCGAAACUAAGAUCUGCUUCAAAUACUACCAUGGCGUGAGUGGAGCCCUGCGAGCCACCACCCCCAGUGUCACGGUCAAAAACUCUGCAGCUCCUAUUUUUAAAAGCAUUGGCUCUGAUGAGACUGUCCAAGGGCAAGGAAGUCGGAGGCUGAUCAGCUUUUCUCUCUCAGAUUUCCAGGCCAUGGGGCUGAAGAAAGGGAUGUUUUUCAACCCAGACCCUUACCUGAAGAUUUCCAUUCAGCCUGGAAAGCAUAGCAUCUUCCCUGCCCUCCCACACCAUGGACAGGAGAGGAGAUCCAAGAUCAUAGGCAACACGGUGAACCCCAUCUGGCAGGCCGAGCAAUUCAGCUUUGUGUCCUUGCCCACUGAUGUACUGGAAAUUGAGGUGAAAGACAAGUUUGCUAAGAGCCGCCCCAUCAUCAAGCGCUUCUUGGGAAAGCUGUCGAUGCCCGUUCAAAGACUCCUGGAGAGACACGCCAUAGGGGAUAGGGUGGUCAGCUAUACACUUGGCCGCAGGCUUCCAACAGAUCAUGUGAGUGGACAGCUGCAGUUCCGAUUUGAGAUCACUUCUUCCAUCCACCCAGAUGAUGAGGAGAUGUCCCUCAGCGCCGAGCCCGAGUCCGCGGACAUUCAGGACAGCCCCAUGAACAGCCUGUUGGCCAGCAGCCGUGGGGAGCCUCCCGGCGAGGCACCGGAGCUCCCCAGGGGCUCCAAGCCCGAGCCGCCGAGCCAGGGCAGCGCCGGGGACGCUGCCGGGAACGGGAGCCUGGAGCUGGCCGAGCCGGUUGAGGAAGCGGCAGGUACCAACGAGGCAGGAGACGACGGCGCGGGCUCUGUGGGACCUGACGGGGCUGGGGAGCUUCUGGGCCCGGGGCGUGAGGACUCCGAGCCCGCCCUGAGUGCGGAAGAACUGGCGGAGCGGCUGGAGCUGGGUGGGGAGGUGCCCCUACCGGGGCUGCUGGAGGACAGCGAAGGCCCGGGCGGCACCGGGGAGCCCGAGGCAGAGGAAGAGGCCACAGAGAGCCGGGCGGGGGGAGAGGAGGAGAAGGAGCAGGCGGAGGAGGAGGAGGGCGACGUGUCCGCCCUGGGGCAGGGGGAGGACAGGCUGCAGCUGCGGGCCUCGGUGAAGAGGAAAAGCAGGCCGUGCUCCUUGCCGGUGUCCGAGCUGGAGACGGUGAUCGCGUCCGCCUGCGGAGACCCCGAGACCCCGCGGACACACUACAUCCGCAUCCACACCCUGCUGCACAGCAUGCCCUCCGCCCAGGGCGGCGGCGCCGCGAGCGACGACGGCGCCGAGGAGGAGGCCACCCUCCAGGACGCCUCGGAGAAGGACGGGCUCAGCGAGGUGGACACGCUAGCUGCCGCGCCGCCUCCCCUCGAAGAGGAUGGGGAGGAACUCGAGGGGGCUACUCCAGGCACGGCGACCCCCGGCCACUCCGGCCUGACCAACGGCCUGGGCCCGGACGGCGACACGCUCCCCAGCACAGGGAGUGAGAGCGACUCGAGUCCCCGGCAGGGUGGGGACCACAGCUGCGAGGGCUGUGACACGUCCUGCUGCAGCCCCUCCUGCUACAGCUCCUCGUGCUACAGCACGUCCUGCUACAGCAGCUCCUGCUACAGCGCCUCCUGCUAUAGCCCCUCCUGUUACAACGGCAGCAGGUUCGCCAGCCACACCCGCUUCUCCUCCGUGGACAGCGCCAAGAUCUCUGAGAGCACCGUCUUCUCAUCGCAAGACGAUGAGGAGGAAGAGAACAGUGCGUUCGAAUCUGUGCCCGACUCGGUACAGAGCCCGGAGCUGGACCCGGAGUCGGCAAAUGGCGCCGGGCCGUGGCACGACGAGCUGGCCGCCCCCGCCGCCAGCGUGGCAAGAACCGUGGAAGGUCUGGAAUCCCCCGUGGCAGGGCCAAGCAAUCGGAGAGAAGGUGAAUGUCCUAUACUCCAUAAUUCCCAGCCAGUAAGCCAGCUUCCUUCCUUGAGGCCUGAACAUCAUCACUACCCAACAAUCGAUGAGCCUCUUCCACCAAACUGGGAAGCUCGCAUUGACAGCCACGGGCGGGUCUUUUAUGUGGACCACGUGAACCGCACGACCACCUGGCAGCGGCCGACAGCAGCAGCCACCCCCGACGGGAUGCGGAGAUCGGGGUCCAUCCAGCAGAUGGAGCAACUCAACAGGCGGUAUCAAAAUAUUCAGCGAACCAUUGCAACAGAGAGACCAGAAGAAGAUUCUGGAGGCCAAAGUUGUGAGCAGGUCCCAACAGGAGGCAGUGGAGGCGGUGGGAGCGACUCAGAGGCUGACUCUUCUCAAUCAAGCUUAGAUCUGAGGAGAGAAGGGUCACUUUCUCCAGUGAACUCACAAAAAAUCACCUUGUUGCUGCAGUCCCCAGCAGUGAAGUUCAUUACCAAUCCCGAGUUUUUCACUGUACUACACGCCAAUUAUGGUGCCUACCGAGUCUUCACCAGUAGCACCUGCUUAAAGCACAUGAUUCUGAAAGUCCGGCGGGACGCUCGCAAUUUCGAACGCUACCAGCACAACCGUGACUUGGUGAAUUUCAUCAACAUGUUUGCAGACACGCGGCUGGAAUUGCCCCGGGGCUGGGAGAUCAAAACGGACCAGCAGGGAAAGUCUUUUUUCGUGGACCACAAUAGUCGAGCCACCACUUUCAUUGACCCCCGAAUCCCUCUUCAGAACGGUCGUCUUCCCAAUCACCUGACACAUCGACAGCACCUCCAGAGGCUCCGGAGUUACAGCGCUGGAGAGGCUUCAGAAGUCUCUCGAAACAGAGGAGCCUCUUUACUGGCCAGGCCAGGACACAGCCUGGUAGCUGCUAUUCGAAGCCAACAUCAACAUGAGUCAUUGCCACUAGCAUAUAAUGACAAGAUUGUGGCAUUUCUCCGCCAGCCAAACAUUUUUGAAAUGCUGCAAGAGCGUCAGCCAAGCCUGGCGAGAAACCACACACUCAGGGAGAAAAUCCAUUACAUUCGGACUGAGGGUAAUCAUGGGCUUGAAAAGUUGUCCUGUGAUGCAGAUCUAGUCAUUUUGCUGAGUCUCUUUGAAGAAGAGAUUAUGUCCUACGUCCCACUGCAGACUGCCUUUCAUCCCGGGUACAGCUUCUCUCCCCGCUGUUCACCCUGUUCCUCACCUCAGAACUCCCCAGGUUUACAGAGAGCCAGUGCAAGAGCCCCUUCACCCUACCGGAGAGACUUCGAGGCCAAGCUCCGCAAUUUCUACCGAAAACUGGAAGCCAAAGGAUUUGGUCAGGGUCCAGGGAAAAUUAAGCUCAUCAUUCGUCGGGACCACUUGUUAGAAGGAACCUUCAAUCAGGUGAUGGCUUAUUCCCGGAAGGAGCUUCAGCGAAACAAACUCUACGUUACCUUUGUUGGAGAGGAGGGUCUGGACUACAGUGGUCCUUCGCGAGAGUUCUUCUUCCUUUUGUCUCAGGAGCUCUUCAACCCUUACUACGGACUCUUUGAGUACUCUGCAAAUGAUACCUACACGGUGCAGAUCAGCCCCAUGUCGGCAUUUGUGGAAAACCAUCUUGAAUGGUUCAGGUUUAGUGGUCGGAUCCUAGGCCUGGCUUUGAUCCAUCAGUACCUUCUUGAUGCCUUCUUCACAAGGCCCUUCUAUAAGGCACUCCUGAGACUGCCCUGUGAUUUAAGUGAUCUGGAAUAUCUGGAUGAGGAAUUUCACCAGAGUUUGCAAUGGAUGAAGGACAACAACAUCACAGAUAUCCUAGACCUCACUUUCACUGUUAACGAAGAAGUUUUUGGACAGGUAACGGAAAGGGAGUUGAAAUCUGGAGGAGCCAACACGCAGGUGACGGAGAAGAACAAGAAGGAGUACAUCGAGAGGAUGGUGAAGUGGCGGGUGGAGCGCGGUGUGGUGCAGCAGACCGAGGCCCUGGUGCGGGGCUUCUAUGAGGUGGUAGACUCGAGGCUUGUCUCUGUGUUCGACGCCAGGGAGCUGGAGCUGGUGAUAGCGGGCACGGCGGAAAUCGACCUGAAUGACUGGCGGAAUAACACAGAGUACCGGGGAGGUUAUCAUGACGGGCAUCUUGUGAUCCGCUGGUUCUGGGCCGCCGUGGAGCGCUUCAAUAAUGAGCAGAGACUGAGAUUACUUCAGUUCGUCACGGGAACGUCAAGCGUGCCCUACGAAGGCUUCGCAGCCCUUCGAGGAAGCAAUGGGCUUCGGCGUUUCUGCAUAGAGAAGUGGGGGAAGAUUACGUCUCUCCCCAGGGCACACACAUGCUUCAACCGACUGGAUCUUCCACCUUAUCCCUCAUACUCCAUGUUAUAUGAAAAGCUGCUAACAGCAGUAGAAGAAACCAGCACCUUUGGACUUGAAUGAGGAAAUGGAAACUCACCUGACAUUUUCCUGGCAAUCACAUCACCCUUUCUGGGAUCAUCCCCUUGCCCUUUCCCUGAAUCAACUCUCCUUUGAUUUUGGUAUUCCAUGAUUUUUAUUUUCAAACCAAAUCAGGAUUGACAAAAGCUGUGCAUGAAGAACUGCCUUCUUCUGAGAUCCUACCUUCAGGCUUAUCUCCUCUACUCUCAAUGAACUGCUAGCCUGUAUGCAAUAUUAAACAACAGCUGUCUCAAGGUCUGUGUGUAUCUCCACAUACCUCCAUUACUAACAAUGAAAUACGAAUGCAAGUUACGCUACACUUGACCAAAUGGUAAUAAAAGUUUACUUCCAUUUAUAUAAUUUUAGGGAAAUUUGAGCAUUAAGCAUUCCGAGCUUUUUUAUGCCCAUGUCUUCUGAGCAGAGCCACCAUUUUUUAUAAUUUCUAACGAGCAACUCCAGGUCUAGGAGUCAAUCAACAUUUUCUUUUGCUCCCACUCUACUUUUCCCUGUGCACACUAUCCAUCCAGAAACAGCAGUGACAAAGCUGCAGUUUUUAUACAUUCAACUCAUGAUUCAUAUGUGGCAUCAGUCCCAUUAGCUGGAACGAGCCUAGGCAUAUGGUGCAAAUAUUACACUUUCCAACAAAAAACAAAAGCAAGAAAAACGCCUCCUGCUGAUGCAAUGUGGUGCAUCUCAAUGGUUGUGGGGAUUGUGGCUCAACCUGAGUUUAGAGAAGUCUAGGAGGGGUGCACCCCUCAUGAGCACUUACCACACAAGAAGCAGAAAACUUGUGCACACGAAGGAGAUCUCAUUAUGUAGCAUAAAGGACGAGGCUUCUCCCCACAUUGUGUUGUGUGGAAUGUGAUGGUGCAAAGAGGAGAGAGGGAAGAAGGCCAUGUUAGGUUGGUUUGAAUACCUGAGUUCUGUACUGUUUUGUUCUGUUUUGCUUUGUUCGGUCUAGCUACAGUUCUCCUUCACAAAGGAAAAAAAUGUAUAGAUAAUCUCAUGACUUUGUUAAAGCCAGGUAAUUAUUGCUUGGCAAACAAACUUUGUUUUAACUUUGAUACUGUUUUUUUCAUGCUCUUUUCUUUUAUUUCUUUUCUUUAUGAUGGUGUUCAAAUUCCUUCACAUCUGAUUGUCCCAUGGGGACCACACUAAACAAGAAGCUGCAGAGAGUGAUGGUGCUUGUUCGGGGUCAAGGGCAAUAUAAUACUCCUUCUUCAUCCAUAGCAAUCCUCCUGGGGCAGACACCUAACACCCCCAGAGGCACAUUGAUUUGUCAGAAUAGAGAUCCAGUUUCUUUUAGCACUCAGUAAAGAGGUAUCUCAGAAAACAGUGUUUUCAAGAAAACAGUUGCAGGCUCCAAAGACAGCCUAACCUCUUGAUUCCAUUUGGAAUAAGUGCAAACAUAAUGGUGAAUCUCUAUUUUUCUAAACUUGUUAUCCAUGUUGUCUGAAAUAUGUCGUGAGUGAAAGUGUUUUUCUUCACUGGGAAAAGAAGAGCUAAAGGGGCCUCACUGUUGAAACAUCACAUCGUUUGUUUCCAAUAUACUAAACAAGGGAUAAAUGUGAGACAUUUAAGACAAAGUCAGUUUCACAGGAAGCCAUGCCUCCUGCUCCUUGUAUGGGUUUGUGUACAGGCAGCACAUUGUAUUUCCUGCCCUCCAAAAUGAAACUUCUUUUAGUAGGAAUUAUUUAUAAUGUCCAGCACACCUUGCUGCUGUGUAUUGUCAAUCAGGAAGUAAUACGUUCAGAAAUUUAGCUUCUAUUAUUGUCUAAAAGAGUAUUUGCCAAGGUAAGAUGGAAUGUGCAAGUUACAUAAUAUAAAUUUGAGGGAUCUGUAAAAUUCAGUACAUAUUUCAGUGUCUGAAAAGUUAUGAAUUCCAUUGAAGCUGUUAUUUAUAAAAUCAGAGCAUAAGAAUAAUACAAAUCAUUUCACCAUUUUAACUCUUUGAACAUCAUAUCUAGUGUAGGGAGCAUCUUUCAUUUUUAGAACUUGGUGUUAUACAUGUGUAAACACUCAUUAA
Molecule: messenger RNA, 7179 nt
Organism: Prionailurus viverrinus (fishing cat)
Lineage: Eukaryota; Metazoa; Chordata; Mammalia; Carnivora; Felidae
Gene: HECW1
Product: HECT, C2 and WW domain containing E3 ubiquitin protein ligase 1
Exons: 32
Coding region: 351-5156 (1601 amino acids)
Biological process (GO): regulation of dendrite morphogenesis
Molecular function (GO): ubiquitin-protein transferase activity; protein binding
Source: RefSeq, a predicted model, not a curated record